ACAUCCCCACGCUCACGUCUCUCCUCAGAUGAGAGCCAUGCAGCGCAGAGUCUCAUCUGUUGCCCUGCUCCUUGAGUUCUGGGUGCUCUCUGCCUGUGCACUCCAUCAGUAUCAUCAGGUCACAAUUCUGCUGAAUUGGUCUGAUGCCCAGAGCUACUGUAGAGAGCACUUUGUUGACCUGGCGACCUUAGACAGCAUGGAAGACAUGCAGGGUCUGAAUGAGCAGAUGAAAGACCAGAUACUUCCUGGAUCAUGGCUUCGGCUAGGAUUGAAAAGAGACAGUAAUGGCAGCAGCUGGAAGUGGUCGGACCAAUCAACAUCCUCCUUCAGCUACUGGGGGAGUGGCCAACCAUAUGAUCGCUCUGGCUGGGACUGUGUCAACAUAGUGUGGUCUAUCAGUGAUUCAGGGCUGUUGUACGCACAGACGUGUUCUGCAAAAAUGUAUUUUCUUUGCCACAACGGGAACAUUGAUAUGAAACCUACUAAGGUGAAGCUGGUGGGGAGAGUGGAACUGGUUCCUAAUUCACCUUCGGACUUAGAGGAUCCUGCCAUGCGGACUCCAUCUUGCAGCAAAUGAAGGGAGCUGGGAGGAUCCCAGAGCACAGCACGCUGAGAUGGAAGAAGCAGAAGGAUGGGAAGGUUUUCCACAAGAAGGAGGGAGGAAGAGGAGACACGUGUCACUAACAAGUCAUAUUUUUGAGCUUGGCCAUGGAAGCUCAACCAUCUUGAAGCAGGCGAGCUAAACUGUAGCUUUGUAUUUGUGGUUAUGGCAUUUCUUGUGUUCAUUACAAUUUGAACUCUUGUUUUCUGAAGUUUUUCAAUGUUGGUUGACAGGAGAUUUCUGCAACAUAAGCCAAUUGCCAAGGAAAAUAUGACUAAGGAUAGUUUGAACUUUUUAUUGAAACAAAAAUAUUUACGUUUUUGUGUUGUUUCACGCAACAAAAAAAUGCAGAUGAUAAAAACGUGCUGGUCUGAAGAACAAACUAAAAUAAAUUAUGAAAACAGUC
Messenger RNA from Hypomesus transpacificus, 1007 nucleotides. RefSeq names its product C-type lectin lectoxin-Thr1-like. The transcript is spliced from 5 exons. The record is from RefSeq and is a predicted model, not a curated record. NCBI's taxonomy places the organism in Eukaryota, Metazoa, Chordata, Actinopteri, Osmeriformes, Osmeridae. Bases 29 to 577 code for a protein of 182 amino acids.